Molecule: messenger RNA, 1419 nt
Organism: Amphimedon queenslandica
Lineage: Eukaryota; Metazoa; Porifera; Demospongiae; Haplosclerida; Niphatidae
Product: protein asteroid homolog 1-like
Exons: 1
Coding region: 1-1419 (472 amino acids)
Source: RefSeq, a predicted model, not a curated record
AUGAAAAGGAUUUCCCAAGGUGUUAGGGAACCAUACCGUCUACGGACUACAUGUCACCCACUACACACCGAUUACAUAUUCUGUGAAGUGCUAAAAGAGUUUGGUGACUGUGUUGAAGUUAUCUUUGCUGAUGGAGAAGCAGAUCCCGAGACUGCCUCCCUUGCCAACCAUUAUCGCUGUCCUGUGCUUGCAAAUGAUUCUGAUUAUUUUAUGUUCAACCUUGAUGAAGGAUAUAUUCCAUUGGAUACAAAACUGUUUAAAUGGAAACCUGAAGGGGAAAUUGAGGCAAAACGAUAUUUGUUGUCUAAAUUUAAAAAUGAGUUUAAAGAUCCCGAACUGGUUUUUUUAAUUCCUGCCAUCAUUGGAAAUGAUUUCAUUAAACCACCAGGAGAAAAUAAAAUUAGUGUAGAGCAGCUAAUUAAUUCUCUGAAAAGCUGUUCCUCAUUAGAAAAAUUCCCGACAAGUGGAACUCAAAAGGAAGUUUCAACAGAAUAUGAUGAGGCAAAGGAGAUGUACUACGUCACUCCAGUCAGCAAAGAAGAGUUGAUGUCAUGUAACACAAAACUGAAUACAGGUAAUGGCAAACCUCUUAGAGGCACACGUAUCAUAGAGGAGUAUCGUCAUGGAAAUCUUGCAGUAUCAGUUCUGACUGUGAUCACUCAAGGCGAGUGUGAGCUACCAAUGAUGAUAGAUGAUCCUGAGCAAGCCUCAUCAGUAUUGAUUGGAAGAGAAAUAAGGAAAAGCAUCUACAGGAUUGUAGCACCAUGCUUACUGGAAGAUGAAAAUGGAGUGAAGAAAGUGAAAGAAAUAUAUCGCAACACUUCUUGUGAUGGAUUAGAAAUUAAGUAUGUUGAGCUGAGCAGAGAUGAAUGUCUAAGAUCAUCAUGCUCCAUUGAUGAAAUACCACGACUAAAACCUGAAGAAAAGAUAGAGAUACUCUGUACAGCAAUAGAGGUGGAUCUUAGAAAGCUGGGACAGUUUGAAGAUGAAUGGAAACUAAUUGCAUUGUCAUUGAACUACUGGGUAAGAUAUGCCAAAGUUCCUAAUGAUGCCAAGCCUACAGUGCAACUAAUCCACCCACUUGCUUUGUGUUUUAUCGCUUGCACAGUAUGCCCUUAUGACCCUGCCGUGUUCAUACGUGAAGAUGAAAAAGAUAGCACAGAAGUAAAAUGGAGGGUGAAUUUGCACACCUUUGCACAAUGGAAGUGUGUCUAUGACGAUAUUUUUGAUCUGAACAGCUUACUCAUGAAUCCACUUCCAUUCAAAUCUUUUGCUUCUAUAUUCAAUGGAAGGCUCCUCAUGCAUUAUACCAACUUAACAUAUGGGGCAUUUGUGCAGGAAAAAACAAGGCUCUUUGAAAUGAACAAUAAAAAGGACUGGAAGUCUCUGUAUAAAUUACUGGUUGAUCUUAGACUUUGA